AUGUGUGACCGCUCACUGGACGUGGUUCAUGGCUUGCCAGACCAAUGCCGACUUGUAGAUGUUGAGGAACUCUUUGGCCAUUUUGGCAAGGUAGACUAUGUCUUCAUUCCUCCUCCAGGAAACUUGCGUAGACAUGAGCCAGGCUUUGUCAGGUUAGCUCACUCAGAUACAGUGAAAGGCCUUGAGUAUAAAGAGAAGCCCCUGCUGUUGAAAACAGAUUUGGUCCUCUUGCCUGAUUUGCCUGUCAUCAGGCUGCGGCCGCAGAGCAUGUCUGAGAACAUGGAGGUGCAGAAGGACAUGGCCUUGGGCACUGAGAUCCCUUGGUUUUCGCUGAAUGAUAUCGACGUUGGCAAGCGCCUGGGUGCCGGGAAGUUCGGCGCAGUUUAUGUGGCUCGUUGUCGACGAACAGGCUUCAUUUUCGCCCUCAAAGUCCUGGACAAACGCCAGCUCAUCAAGCAUCGAGUUGAGCAUCAGCUCAGGAGAGAGAUCGAGAUUCAAUCGCACUGUCGGCAUGUGAACAUCUUGCGACUCUACACCUUCUUCCAUGAUCAGAAGAGAGUCUACCUUUGCCUCGAAAUGGCACCUGGUGGGGAGCUCUAUGGAUUGUUGCAAAGCCGCGGUACCUUCUCCGAGGCAAGAUCUGCAUGGUACUUCAAGCAGAUGGUGGAGGCUAUCCAGUACUGUCAUUCGAAACACAUCAUUCACAGAGACAUCAAGCCUGAGAACAUCCUGAUCGGCUUGAAAGACACGUUGAAAAUUGCGGACUUUGGCUGGGCAGUGCAUGCGCCUUCCUCUCGACGUGACACAUUCUGUGGAACCUUGGACUAUCUCCCGCCAGAGAUGGUGGUCAACAAGAAGUACCACAGCCGGGUGGAUAUUUGGGGACUUGGCGUCCUGCUCUAUGAGUUCAUGGUUGGGAAGCCUCCAUUUGAGGACCAAAGCGAGAAGGGCACUUAUCGCAAGAUCAAGAUGGGCAAUCCGCAGUUUCCUCCCACCAUGACGAGGGAGGCGAAAGACCUCAUUGCCAGAUUGCUUGCAAAGAAUCCGAGCGAACGAAUGACGUUGGAAGAAGUGUUGGCUCAUCCUUGGAUUGCUCUGAACUGCACAGGACUGGAACAGCUCGCCAAUGUUCAGCAAGUGCCAAGGUGUACCUUCACAACAGUCGGCUUCACUGCGAGUCCCGGCUUCAGUAUCAUCGCAACAAAUCAGCACAAAGCCCAGGGAGGGACAAGGUGCGGAUCAAGUGAUUGCAUGUGUGCCAGACUUUUUGUGGAAUGCUUCUCCAGGCUUGAUGCCAAGCGCAAGCUAUGCCGUGCCUUCCAAGGACUCCAAGAGGAUCUCUUGCGUCCUGCCCUCGAUCUGAGCCUGCAAUUCCAUGAGAUCUGCAAGCUCGCGUGUUUGAAUUCGUUGCGCAGGUGUCCCGCUGUUCCGGUGGCUCCAGCCGUUGCGGCUGUUCCAGCGGUUCCGGCGGUUGCGGCCGUUCCCGCCGUUGCAGCUGUACAAACACAAGUGCUUCCUACGUCGGACCAGUUUAAGGCUCGUCGACAUUCCAUGCCCUGGCAGACCAGUGCGAAAGAUGACGUCGAGAAUCGACCUAUCAAAACAGAAGGGUCAAAGGUUUCUCUCGCAGAGCAGGAAACCUGCCAAUCGGUGGCCUUCUCCUCGAUCUCAGCAAGGAAGUCCGGGGAGACGCUAAGCACUUGCCUAUCGAAUGGAACAAGAAGUUCGACAUCAACUUGGACCUCGCCCUUGAUGACCUCGCGUCUGACCCGACAAACCGGGAGUCCGCUGUUCUCACCACAGAUGCCACAGCGGACUGUAAGGAAAUCCGAGGCGCUGAGGUUCUUUCCAGCUCCAGUGAAGGUGGCAGCUCCACCAGAUGUGAACCACAUGGCGAGCCUUGAUCGAGUGCGUGCUGAGAUGAUGAACCUUUUAGAGGAGCGGGAACGAUGUCAUCAAAAGCAGCUAACACUCAUGCAGGAUUUCCAGCAGGCUCGUGAGCGAGAGCAUCAGCAGCAGUUGCAACACAUGCGGGAGUCCCACAAGGCAGACAUGCAGCGCCUGGAGGAGAAGCUCAUUCAGUUGCUUCGUCGCCGGGAGGGGCAAAGUGAGACGAGCCUUGGAAAGAGUGCUCAAACCUUGGCAGAAUCUUCUUCGGCCGCAGUGGAAGUUCGGGGAUCUACUGCUGAUGAGGAAGAGGAAGAGGACACAUUGCUGUACACUGAACCGAGUAUGGAUCACACCUUGUCACCUAUUGCGGCUCAGGAUGUGGACUGUUCGCCAGAUGCAGCAGCAGGUGCAGGAGCAAGUCCAUUGUUGAGCGAGGCUAGCUUCCCAUCUUCCGCGGUUCUUGGGUCAGAAGGUUCUCCGUUGGCAAGGACCAUCAAACUUCUGCCGCCACACUAUCCCCAGGUCCCUACGCUGCCAAAGAGAAAUCGAUGA
Cladocopium goreaui is the source of this 2442-nucleotide messenger RNA. Lineage: Eukaryota; Dinophyceae; Suessiales; Symbiodiniaceae. The record is from the annotation of a GenBank genome assembly.